GGGAGCAGCACUAUAAACAGGCUUCCUUCCUUCUCCCGGCCUGGGCCCCAGCAGUUCAGGCCACGCGAGCCCAAGACCAGCAUGGCCUUCCGCCUGUGGCUGGUUGCCUCGGCCUUGGCUGUCCUCCUCGUUGUGGACAGGGAAGUGCCAGUGUCAGCAGAAAAGCUCGUUUUCUCAAGAGCGCCUAUCUGUGAGCACAUGGGGGAGUCUCCAGCUUGCUCCCAGUCAUACAGCCUGGUCUGCGGCACUGAUGGGGUCACAUACAACAGUGAAUGUCACCUCUGCUUGGCCCGGAUGAAAACCAAGAAGGACAUCGAGAUUGUGAAGGAUGGCAAAUGCUGACCCAGGAGCUCCUCAAGCCAUUUAGGCUGAAGAACAGUGGUGGGGUAGGGAAGAUAUGACAUGAAAUAAAAAAGCCAGCACAACCCA
Choloepus didactylus (southern two-toed sloth) is the source of this 429-nucleotide messenger RNA. It is a transcript of the gene SPINK4, whose product is annotated as serine peptidase inhibitor Kazal type 4. NCBI's taxonomy places the organism in Eukaryota, Metazoa, Chordata, Mammalia, Pilosa, Megalonychidae. The transcript is spliced from 4 exons. Gene Ontology annotation, molecular function: serine-type endopeptidase inhibitor activity; protein binding. The coding region runs from base 82 to 342 and encodes 86 amino acids. The record is from RefSeq and is a predicted model, not a curated record.